Molecule: messenger RNA, 1458 nt
Organism: Colletotrichum siamense
Lineage: Eukaryota; Fungi; Ascomycota; Sordariomycetes; Glomerellales; Glomerellaceae
Gene: het-6-7
Product: Heterokaryon incompatibility protein 6, OR allele
Exons: 1
Coding region: 1-1458 (485 amino acids)
Source: RefSeq, a predicted model, not a curated record
AUGGCUCAGACCCAUGAAGUCAACAUAGUUUCUGAAAACGACAACGAUGAGCAGGUCGGAUCCAUCAAAGUUCGAGAGAGUCUUCACGGAGCACUCGCAAGACUGCGCAUUAAUACGAAACCACGCACCAUCUGGGCAGAUGCCCUGUGUAUCAACCAGCAAGAUACGGAUGAACGAAGCAGCCAAGUGUCUAUCAUGGCUCUUGUAUACUGGAACUCACAUAAGUUGGCCAUCUGGCUCGGGCCUGACCCAGACAAACAGGCAACUGCGGCGUUUGAGGCUUUAAAACCAAUUUCACAAGCCACGUGGGGGAAGACCCUCAAGUUGACGAAUGAGGAUGUCGACAAAUUCGACCCCGUAGUUUGGGCAGGCGUGGGAAGAUUAUACGAUAACCCUUGGUUUCGCCGUGCCUGGGUUCAACAAGAGAUUGGGCUUUCUCGGAGCGCCGCGUUCUACUGGGGUGAAGCUGAAGCAUACGGCAUCCACGACUUGUUUGGCUUUGACAUCUGUGCGGACUCUCAGGAAGGCGGCAAAAAGGCCAAGCAGAUCUACAUCAGAGACGCUACUGCUGUUAAGAGUACGCGAAAUAUUUGGCUCGAGUACGGGCAGGCAACACAACCAGGAUGGAAGAAAGGGGACGAAUUUCACAAGUUUAUCAAGUCGACCAAUUUUCUCAACCUGCUUUCGAAAACAUUCUACUGCGAAGCAACAGACCCGAGAGAUCGUAUUUACGCCUUCCUCGGACACCCAAGUGCACGAAAGCCAGAUGCGUACAGUGACGUCGAGAGCGAAGACUACAUGGUCACUUGCGGCGGAAACGCGGCCCAUGCCCCCAUAAUCAUCCCAGAUUACUCAAAGACCACCGAAGAAGUAUACUUGGAAGUGGCCCGGAAAUUGUUCUGGCAACAUAAAGAUCUACGCCCUCUUGGCGCAGUCUGUCACACAGAGGAGUCGCUAGCAUCUGGCAUGCCAAGCUGGGUACCUCUUUGGGACAAGUCAAGUCCAUGGUUCAUACCCAUUGGCGCAUGGGUCAGUCAGUGGAAAGACCGGGUUAGUUUGCAGAACACAGAACCAGUGAGGAUUGGACACCGAGAGCUGCUUGUUGAUGGUGUGGUUAUCGCGACGACGACUCAGCGUCGAGAAUGGACGGACGCCCUGGUACAAGAGACCGCACAGAAAAUCGUACCAAAGGGCGGCUGGUCAAAGUUCGGAUACAGGUCACGGAGAUUAAUGUGCCACACGAACGAUGGGCUCGAGUGUUUGGUUCCAGACGUGACCAAACCCGGGGACAAGAUUGCGAUUCUAGUUGGAGGUUACUCUCCUUUCGUCAUCCGCCAUGUUAGCGACUCGGCUUACAAGAUCAUCGGCGCUUGCAUUGUAUGCGGCUGGAAGGACAAUGAGCUGAGUCGUAUCGCGGAGCGGUAUCGUCAUAAUCUUCAGCAGAUUGUUCUAGUCUAA